Triticum aestivum (bread wheat) is the source of this 2246-nucleotide messenger RNA. RefSeq lists its product as uncharacterized. Gene Ontology annotation, molecular function: rRNA N-glycosylase activity. Gene Ontology annotation, biological process: negative regulation of translation. The record is from RefSeq and is a predicted model, not a curated record. The coding region runs from base 128 to 1231 and encodes 367 amino acids. Lineage: Eukaryota; Viridiplantae; Streptophyta; Magnoliopsida; Poales; Poaceae. The transcript is spliced from 4 exons.
CGCCUCCUUCGCCGACCGCCGACCGCCCCCUUCCGCUUCUCCGACCCCAGCCCCCGCCCCCGCCCCCGCCCCCGCCCCCGCGCCAACGGACGUCUAGGGUUUCUCAGGAAAAGAAAGGCGCGGGGAAAUGGUGGUGGGCGGAGCAGCGGCCGGAGCAACGGGGGGCGGGAGGCGCGGGGCAAUGGUGGUGGGCAGAGCAGCGGCCGGAGCAACGGGGGGCGGGAAGAAGAAGAAGAAGGACAAGUCCGCUGGUGGCGGUGCGUCCUCUUCUCUAACCCGGGAGGAGCGAGAAGACAUGCUAGAUGCCUUGAUUGAGAAGGAAGUUCAGAAGAGGAUGAACAAAUUUAAGGGGAAGAGGCCGACCAAGUUCGAGCUCUCAGUAGAAGAUGCAGGGCUGCGAUUGAAGAUUGCCAAAGAGGAUCAGACAUCUCUUUCGACCUUACCCAGAUUUGAGCUUGACAUCGACUGUGAUAUUUUGGAGUACAUUAAUCUUCUGAAGGAUAGAAUGUUUCAUCACCGAACACGUGGGUCGUAUUACUUUGGCGGUGGAGUCGUGGCCACCCCACCAAUGGGGGAUGAUGAGACAUUCAACAUGAUUGAAUUCAUGGAGACAACCCAACAAGGCUCUAAGCGUUCUGUUAUGCAGUGCAUUUUUUGUGAUAAUGAUCUGUACUAUCAAUUGUUUAGAGCAACUCCUGAGAAGGACGAAGACAGGUAUACUACGGGCAAUUUUUACAGACUUGGUGGUGUUAAAAGGGAGUUCCCGGAGAAGUUAUUUGGAAAGCUUAAUGAUGUUUAUGGAGCCCCUGAGUCCUAUCAUAAUUCUGAGCAGAUUGCAGUCUACGCAAAUGUAUUCAGGAAGAUGGUUGAGAAAGUCAAGAAGCUCACACCAGAAAGGGCUAAGAAGUUUGAUCCUGAUCUUUUGCCCCUUGUGCAGCUUCCAAUCACUGCUGUAUGCGAGUCUGAAAGGUUUCCAGCAGUACUAAGGUUCACGACUGGUAACUUUUACAGCUCAACACCGCAGCACGUAACUAGCAGGCUUGAGGAACUUGUGCAUAACUGGGGGAGGUUGUCCAAGUUGGCUUUCUUGAUGAUUCUGGCUGUCAUCGAGUUCGACAUGGAAUUUUACGAUUGCAGAAAGAGCUUCCUUGAAGCUAGAGCUAAUUUGCACAACACCGUGGGGGCGGUACGUAAACUUACUUCAAUGGUCCUGAUGGGCAUUUCAGCCUGAAAAAGCUGCUGGGCGUGGGCGGCUGUGUUCAUGUGCUAAAGUUUGACUUUGAUGAUGUAAUCCGUAUUAUCAUGAGGGCCAGACAUGAUGCACGAGGUGCAAUCAAAGAAAUAAAAGCAAAACUGGAUAGCCCUGCGGCCUCCACACCUGUAGAUGUUUGUGCUGAAGCUGAUGUGAAGAAGUUGCAAGCAAAACUGGAUAUCCCUAUGGCCUCCACAUCUGCAGAUGUUUGUGCUGAAGCUGAUGAUACUGCUAGAGCUGAUGUGAAGAAGACGCAAGCGAAGGUGUCAGUCUUGACACCUUCAGAUGGAGCUGAUGUGAAGGAGUUGCAAGCGAAGGUGCCAGUCCCGACAACAUCGCGAUCUUUGGUUGAGCUUGCUGGAGCUGAUGCCAAGAAGGUGAUAUCUUCACAUGAGCGAAAAGAAGCUCAGACCAGGGAGCUUGCUGGAGUUCAUGCUGAAGCUGAUGAUACUGCUAGAGCUGAUGUGAAGAAGACGCAAGCGAAGGUGUCAGUCUUGACACCUUCAGAUGGAGCUGAUGUGAAGGAGUUGCAAGCGAAGGUGCCAGUCCCGACAACAUCGCGAUCUUUGGUUGAGCUUGCUGGAGCUGAUGCCAAGAAGGUGAUAUCUUCGAAUGAGCGAAAAGAAGCUCAGACCAGGGAGGUGCCACCUGAUGAAGUUGAGUGGGCAAGGUGGUUGAAGCGUAGGCGUGCAGGUCUAAAGGUCAUGGACCUACUGAUGGAAUGAAGAUGUCUGUUCUUCAUGUGCUAACCUGUCUGCUAAGAUGCUGUUUUUGCGUUGGUGAUUUCAGAACUUCUCCACUGAAGGUGAUGGAUGUAAAGAAGACUUGGCGUUCUUGUGCAAUGGCCGAUGGCUGAUAUGUGUAAUUGUCCAUUCUCUUGGGUUUAGAAUAGUCAAUUGACUUGAGGAUGUGGUGUGCAGUUCUUGAUGCUGCUUGAUGUUAAUGCAUACCGGUGAUUUUCCACUUGCACACUGAAAUUUUCAGCUAUGAUUCA